This is a messenger RNA of Centruroides sculpturatus (bark scorpion), 2996 nucleotides long. It is a transcript of the gene Gart, whose product is annotated as trifunctional purine biosynthetic protein adenosine-3-like. Gene Ontology annotation, biological process: adenine biosynthetic process; 'de novo' IMP biosynthetic process. Lineage: Eukaryota; Metazoa; Arthropoda; Arachnida; Scorpiones; Buthidae. The record is from RefSeq and is a predicted model, not a curated record. Bases 157 to 2841 code for a protein of 894 amino acids. Gene Ontology annotation, molecular function: phosphoribosylamine-glycine ligase activity; ATP binding; metal ion binding. Gene Ontology annotation, cellular component: cytosol. The transcript has 20 exons.
AGCGUCUCAACUUUGACAGCCAAUCAUCUCGCUGACAACAUUCACGUGGUUAAAUUAAUUAAAACACGUGUUAACUUUUUACAUUUAUCGUAGAAGUCCGAUCGGACGAUAUAGACUCGUCGCUGUGUAUUUGUAUAUAUAGGAAUAGAGAAUAAAAUGCCAGAUAAAGUAUUAGUGAUUGGUGGAGGUGGCCGUGAACAUGCCCUGGCUUGGAAAUUAGCUGAAUCAUCACUUGUACAGCAUGUAUAUGUGUCUCCUGGGAAUGCUGGAACUUUCCAACAGGACAAAAUUUCAAACAUAGUUUUGGAUAUCAAAAAUCCUGAUAACAUUGUAAAAUGGUGUCGUAAUGAAGAUAUCAAAUUAGUUGUUGUUGGACCAGAAGAUCCUCUUGCAAAUGGUAUUUCUGAUUAUUUGUUAAAAAAUAAUAUCAAAUGUUUUGGUCCUUGCCAAAAAGCAGCACAGAUAGAAGCUAGUAAAGCUUUUGCUAAGGCAUUUAUGGAUAAACAUAACAUUCCUACUGCAAGAUGGAAGUCUUUUACAAACCCUGAAGAUGCUAAACAACACAUUUUUACGGCUCCCUACAAAGCAUUAGUUGUAAAGGCAAGUGGACUUGCUGCAGGAAAAGGUGUAAUUGUUGCUGAAACAAAAGAAGAAGCUGUUAAAGCAAUUGAUACAAUCAUAGAGGAUAAAGCUUUGAGCAAAGCUGGAGAAACAUUAGUGAUUGAAGAAUAUCUGGAGGGUGAAGAAAUUUCGGUACUUGCUUUUACUGAUGGAACUUCGAUUGCAGUAAUGCCUCCAGCACAAGAUCAUAAAAGAUUAUUAGAUGGAGACAAAGGUCCAAAUACUGGUGGAAUGGGAGCUUAUUGUCCUUGUCCUCAGGUAUCAAGUUCAUUACUUGACAAAAUUGAAACUGAUAUUAUAGAAAGAGCUGUGCAUGGAAUGAAGAAAGAUGGUAUUCCUUACAUAGGAGUACUGUAUGCUGGCUUGAUGUUGACAUCAGAUGGUCCUAAAGUUUUAGAAUUUAAUUGCAGAUUUGGUGAUCCAGAGUGUCAGGUCAGUAUGCAAAAAUUUUCAAUCACCUCAAUGGAUCUUCUUCACAUCCUAUGUCAGGCAUUCCAAUUUGGAAACAUAGGACCUGAAGAUCCAUUGAGGGUUAAAGGAUUAACAUAUAAAGAUAGUGGUGUAGAUAUUACUAAAGCAGAUAAAUUAGUAGAGAAAAUUAAACAUUUGGCUAAAAGCACUCGUCGUCCUGGAACAAUAGGCUCCAUUGGUGGUUUUGGAGCAGUUUUUGACAUCAGACUGGCAGGAUAUACAAAUCCUCUAUUGGUGUCAGGCACUGAUGGCGUUGGCACAAAACUAAAGUUGGCGCAUUAUUGCAACAAACACGACACCAUUGGUAUUGAUCUGGUAGCCAUGUGUGUCAAUGACAUACUCACCCAAGGAGCAGAACCAUUGUAUUUCUUAGACUAUUUUGCAUGUAGUAAAUUGGAUUCAGAUGUAACAGAAGCUGUAAUUUCUGGAAUUGCUAAAGGAUGUCUACAAGCAAAUUGUGUGUUAUCAGGUGGUGAAACUGCAGAAAUGCCUGGAAUGUAUGCUCCUGGCGAUUAUGACCUGGCUGGAUUUGCUGUUGGUGCAGUGGAAAGGAAUCAGUUAUUACCAAAAUUAAAUGAUAUUACAGAUGGUGAUGUGGUAAUUGGAAUCUCUUCUUCUGGAGUUCACAGCAAUGGUUUUAGUUUAAUCCAUAAAUUAAUGGAAAUAGAGAGAUUGUCCUAUUCUCAAGCUUCUCCGUUUGAAAAGAAUAAAACAUUAGGUGAAUCAUUUCUAGUUCCCACAAAGAUUUACGUCAAAUCAGUACUUCCCCUGUUGAAAGAUGGUUAUGUAAAAGGUGCUGCACAUAUCACAGGUGGAGGCUUAACAGAAAACAUUCCACGAAUAUUACCACUCAAUUGUGAAGUUGAACUGGACGCUUUAAUGUGGGAUUUACCUCCAGUUUUCUCAUGGAUUUCAAAAACUGGCAAUGUAUCUCGUACAGAAAUGUUACGAACAUUUAACUGUGGUUUGGGAAUGAUUUUAAUAGCUGCAAAAGAAUACCAGAAUAUUAUUUUAAAUACUUUAACAGAAAGUGGAGAAAAAGCUGCUGUAGUGGGAAAAGUGAAAUAUUCAAAUGAUGGCCAGAAACAAGUUAAAAUUUUAAAUUUUGAAAAAGUUUUGAAGAACCCUCAGAAACAAAAAAAGAAAGUUGGUGUUCUUAUUUCUGGUUCAGGUACAAAUCUCCAGGCAUUAAUAGAUCAUACUCUUGAUGAGAGUAAUUGCAGUUCAGCAGAGAUCGUAUUAGUCAUAUCUAAUGUGCCAGAAGUGGAAGGCUUGAAACGUGCCAAAAGAGCAAAUAUUCCUACCAAGGUAAUUAGUCAUAAGGGAUACAAGUCAAGAGUAGAUUUUGAUAUGAAAGUGCAUGAGGCUCUGAUUGAAGCUGGUGUGGAAAUAAUAUGUUUAGCAGGAUUUAUGAGGAUAAUUUCAGCGGAAUUUGUGAAACUAUGGAGUGGGCGACUGAUCAAUAUUCACCCCUCUCUUUUGCCAUCUUUCCGUGGUGCACAUGCCCACAGAGAUGCUCUGGCAUUUGGAGCCAGAAUUACGGGAUGUACAGUCCACUUUGUAGAGCCCGAAGUUGAUGCUGGGGCCAUCAUCUGUCAGGCUGCUGUAGAUAUAAAAACUGAUGACACUGAGGAGACUCUGAGAGAGAGAGUGAAAGCCUAUGAACACAAAAUUUUUCCACAAGCACUAGAACUUUUAGCUAGUGAGAAAAUAUCUCUUGGUCAAGAUAAAAAAAUUAUUUGGAAAUGAACAACAUGCACAUUGUUAACAUUCCAGAAUAUUUUUUAUACAUUUUUUUUAUUACAACAAAAUACAAACUAUUUUCAAUGACUGAAAGUAAUUAUUGUUAAAUCAUUUUAACGAAAUAAAUUCCAAAAAGCAUCCAGUGCAUUUUCUGGCAUUGA